This is a messenger RNA of Colletotrichum navitas, 921 nucleotides long. RefSeq lists its product as uncharacterized. The coding region runs from base 1 to 921 and encodes 306 amino acids. Lineage: Eukaryota; Fungi; Ascomycota; Sordariomycetes; Glomerellales; Glomerellaceae. The transcript has 2 exons. The record is from RefSeq and is a predicted model, not a curated record.
AUGGACUUGUGUUUCUCUCCUGGAGAAGCGGUCCCUACCAGGAUUACGAUCAAAAUCAAUCCUCGCCUGGUGGAACUAAAAGACACCUCAGAGGACUGGACCGGCGUGACAAGUGCGGCGGAGAGGCGGAAGUUACAGAACCGCCUAAACCAGAGGGCUCGGCGUAGAAGAACUCAGACGUAUCCUACGAAGAAUUGUCCUCUGAAUCCAAGUUCUGAGCCAGAUUCAGGGUCUGACCUAUCGACAGCGCUUGUGAAGUCGGCACCGCCAGUCAAGGGUCAGACCGAAGUGGCUUUGGAGAUACGAGCCAAAAAACAUCCAGAGCUAUGCAGACUCGAAACUCAGAUACAGCUGAUCAGGUUUGCUGGAGAAGCCUACGAAAACUAUCUCGAUGGGAAACCCUGUCCUGCCUACCUUACAACCCUUGUUCGCGUGAACGUUUUCCACGCCUUCGUACAAAAUGCCCGUGUCCUUGACUUUGAUGGCGCGUGGCUCACAUAUGAAGCAAUAUCACCUUUCAAUAAGUUGGGUCCAGGCCUCGGGCCUGCAAUGACAGGAAACUCGUGUCCCGAGAAUAUGCGCCCCACCGGGCUGCAAAUUGCCGUCGAGCAUCAUCCAUGGAUCGACUUUUUUCCCCACCCUAGAAUGCGAGAUAACUUCCUUCGAAUCGUUGCCGAAUAUGGAGAAGACUACAUUGACGAGGAUGACUUGUGCCGGGAUAUCGUAGACGUUGGAGCCGGAGCUGGGGUAGAGGAAUCUGCCCUCCUUGUUUGGGGUGAGGCUUGGGAUCCACGGGGAUGGGAAGCAACCGAACCGUUUCUGAAGAAAUGGGGUUGGCUUUUGGCCGGCUGCACGGAAAUUCUGGAGGGGACGAACUAUUGGAGACAAAAGAGAGGAUUGCCGAAAUUAAGGUUCAACUGA